Messenger RNA from Trichomonas vaginalis G3, 453 nucleotides. RefSeq names its product calcium ion binding. The transcript has a single exon. The record is from RefSeq and is a predicted model, not a curated record. Bases 1 to 453 code for a protein of 150 amino acids. Gene Ontology annotation, molecular function: calcium ion binding. Lineage: Eukaryota; Parabasalia; Trichomonadida; Trichomonadidae.
AUGGCAAAGAAUACUUGUAUCUUUACUCCUGCCCAGCUUCAGGAAUUCAAACAACAGUUUGAAGAUUUGGAUGCUGACGGAGAUGGAAAGCUCGACCGUGAAGAAGUUGGUGAAAUAUUACAAUGGGAAGCGAGCUACGUUGACAGAUUGAUGGUUGUUCUCCUUUUCGAAAAAUACGAUAGAAACAAAGAUGGUGUCAUUAGCUUCGACGAGUUUUUAGAUUUUUGCGAGCAUGCAUGCUCAAGAGAUCAAGACUUACUCUUGAGAGAAAUAUUUGCUAUUUGCGAUGUCGAUCACAACCAGCAGCUUGAUCUUAACGAAGUCAUCUGCCUUGGAAAAUUAAUGGGCGUUGAUGUUACUAAAAAUGACGCAAUUGCUACAAUUGAUAGUCUCGAUAGGAACCGCGAUAAGGUUAUUAAUAUUACCGAAUUCUUAUCUAUCCUUCAUCAAUAA